Molecule: messenger RNA, 3195 nt
Organism: Cyclocybe aegerita
Lineage: Eukaryota; Fungi; Basidiomycota; Agaricomycetes; Agaricales; Hemipholiotaceae
Source: the annotation of a GenBank genome assembly
AUGAAGUUCGGGAAGCAGAUUCAAGCUCAACAAGUUCCAGGAUGGUCGAACUACUACCUGGAUUAUAAGUUCCUCAAAAAGAUAAUUUCCUCGCUCGCUGCCAAUCGCCCCGCAUCCGAGGCAGCGGCGUUGGCAUUGGGGACUACGCGUCGAAGUCCUGCGGUCUCGCCCGCUGGAAGCCCAGGACAACCGCCAUUUUUCUCAGCGUCGGGACAUGACUUGGAUAGGGGUCCCGACUUUCGCGCGCACAAGGCAGCUUUCUUCUUCAAACUUGAACGAGAGCUGGAAAAGAUCAAUGCCUUCUACCUACAAAAAGAGGCGGAGUUGACACUGAGGAUGGAGACCUUACUCUCGAAACGAAGGGCGGCUGCCAUGAGAGGUAUUCCUGAUAUGAGCGACACGACACAGAACCAUGUCGAGUGGAGUGCUGUGGAAGAAGGGUUCCGCUUGCUUGAGCGGGAUUUGGGCAAAUUGCAGGCAUGCAUGUUCCAUAUCUUGCUGAUACUCGCUCUCAUAAAAAUCCUGAAGAAGUUCGACAAACGUUCGACUUCGACAACCAAAGAGUUGUAUUUAGCACGUCAGGUGGAUGUACAGCCCGUAUUCAACAGACAACUCAUCUCCGAACUCGCUGAUACCGUGGCAACUUGCUUGCUCAACAUUACGGAUCUGUCUUCGGGACUUAAAUUCGAAGGACCUGCCGCGAACGACAUCUUUACUCAACAAAUCAUGACUGAAAUCACCCCGCCUCCUGGACCAUUCCGUGACCUGGAAAGUAAUUUCUACAAGGCUCUUGCCGCGUCUGAUUCGAGCGCCCUGGUGGAUUGCGUUCAUUACUCAGACAUCAUUGCUCAGCAGGCCGGGAGCAAGGCGAACGUCACUCGUAUUCUGUGGAAAGUCAUUAUCGACGCACCUCCCGACAUGGCCGACCUUAUCCUGGCGACAUUGACCAUACCAUUCGACUAUCAAUUUAUUGACGACAUCAACGGUCGAACGUGCUUGCACGCUGCAGCGAUAGCCGGAGCUAGACGGAUGGUGACACUAUGCAUUCAGAACGCCGUUGCAGUGGACAAAGGGGAUGUCUACGGCCGUACAGCCCUUCAUUACGCGGCCAUGAAUGGACAUUCGGUCGUUUGUGAACAACUCUUGGACGCGAGCGCUUCGCCAAACAUCCUUGAUCGGGACAACUACAGUCCUCUCGUAUAUGCGACCCUGAAGGGCGAUGUUUCGUCAAUUCGCUUCUUGUUCGAGAAAGGUAAGGUACCGGCCCAGCCUUCGACAACGUCAGGCGAUUUGAGCCCGUUGUCUCUCGCUGCGCAAGCAGGGCAUGAAGAGGUCUUGAUCCUUCUUUUGGAAAAUGGCGCCACAUCGCUAGCCAAUACGAACGGCGAAUACCCAAUACAUCUGGCAGCUCGGCAGGGACAUGCGGCCAUCUGUCAACGAUUGCUUCAUCUGGAAGGAUGGGACACCGCUGACAAGUAUCACGAAUGGACUCCAUUAUUCCACGCCUCGCGUUAUGGCCAUUCCGAUUGCGUGAACAUACUCAUCGAAGGAGGCUGUCGAGUGUCUAUUAGAGAUGAACUUGGGCAUACUGCUUCUCAUUAUGCAGCAUGGUACGGACAUCACGAGUGUCUGGAGCCUCUCUUGGAAGCGAUGCGGGAUCUCCCAACGCCAAUUAGCUUCCAACCCAGCAUCGGUAGGUCGCCAAUGUCAGACAUAGACCCAUCUCCUGGCGACUUCGAGAUCGACCAAAUUCCAUCGCUCUCUCUACCUCCCCCGAUAAUGCCUCAUCGUGUCUAUGGUCACAAUUAUCUCGUCAACACGCAUCUCGUGCAGAUUCUAAUAGGACACUCUACAAAGAAGACCAAAGAAAAUAGCGGUGUGCGUAUUCACCAUCGUCUGAUCAGUCCAUUUUUCAAGGACGAGUAUCUGAUUGCCGCUACUCCUUUGAAACUCGUCAUGACGGCCGGCCCGCACAUUAAUUCUGCCCCGUAUACGAUAUCCCUUCCACAAAGAGCGGACGAAGGAAAUUUCGCUUUCCAGGUACCGUCUCUCGCAGACUUACAGCUCGAAUUUUCUGUCUAUCCGAACUUCGGGACAAAGACCAUCGGGCGAGCGGUAGCUCUGCCUUCGACUUUUCAUGGUAUCGAAAACAACCAGUCCAUCACUCUACCCAUCCUCGACAAUAGGUUGCAUGUCAUUGGAGAAGUCGACUUCGAAGUCAUCAUCACUACAUCCUUCAAAGGCGUCACCCUCGAAAUUGGAGGCGAUCUAGAGACGUACUGGAAGUCCACCGCCGUAGCCGCUGCUCCUCCCAUCAACUUACUCCCAUCUCGCACACCACGCCGCUCCAGCCAUAUUGGUUCUGUCCAAGCCUCACCUAUAUACGGUCCAAGUAAUGGAGGCGGUCAAACGCUGACAAUCUCGUCUUUGCAAGGAGAAUACGUUUAUAUCAUUGUCCAGGUAACCAGGGACCUUCAUCCGGUGGUAUUUUUUGACUGGCAUCUCCCGAAUAUCGACUUCGAUCUCGGCGUCUCGGGCGUCACCUUGGCCCAGUUCGGGGCAUUGGCAAAAUCGGUAGGCAAGGAUGUCCUUGGUUCAGGCGAAAGAUCGUCAGCGGAUUGGGCAAAAUAUCUACCUGGAGCAAUGAUAUCUUUGGAUCGUCUCUUGAAGGUUCUGCCCCUGGGUGUCAAAGUGUUGUUUGACCUUGCAUACCCAGCAGAAGGCACGCGACACGACUUGACGCUCAGUCGUCUCGAUUUGAACAAUUUCGUCGACUCCGUUCUGCAGACGAUCUUCGAUGUUUCCGACCUGCUCGAUACUCCGGUCAUACGGAGAAAGAUCAUAUUUACAUCAUUUUCUCCUGAUGUUUGUUUAGCACUAAACUGGAAACAACCAAACUCCAGUGGUUCUGGUAAAGACGACAAGCGUGGGUCGAGCGUCGGUGCUGCUGUGGAUUUUGCCAAGGCAAAUAACCUUCUUGGCAUCUUCGUCAACUCGGAGCUUUUGCUCCAGGUGCCAUCACUGGUACACGGCAUUCGCAGUGCAGAACUCCUUGUUGGAGUUUACGGGACAUCUGAGGGUUUAUCGGCUCUUAACGCGGGUCCUGCACUGGGGAACGAUGCUGCCACCGUCGACGCAGCCAUCGUCGGUGGUGUAGUAUCUUUUGCCGAUCGUUCCACGCGGGAAUUGGUGUGA